Messenger RNA from Xyrauchen texanus (razorback sucker), 2995 nucleotides. RefSeq names its product microcephalin-like. The transcript has 15 exons. NCBI's taxonomy places the organism in Eukaryota, Metazoa, Chordata, Actinopteri, Cypriniformes, Catostomidae. Gene Ontology annotation, biological process: mitotic cell cycle. The record is from RefSeq and is a predicted model, not a curated record. The coding region runs from base 157 to 2643 and encodes 828 amino acids.
AUUAGCGCGAAAAAAAUCCCCACACUCCCCCGUUACAGCGGCGAAUAAUCAAAUAAAAACGUUUUUGCGAUGUGUUCUAAAUAAAAACAAAGAUUCACACGAUAACGCAACGAUCAUGGAUUCUUCAUCAGUCAAGGGUUAGAAGAGACCUCAAUCAUGACAGGAAGAAGCAUUUCCAUUAAAGUCCUUAAAGAUGUGGUGGCGUAUGUUGACGUGUGGUCUGCCAGCAGGAUGGAGGAUUACUCCAAUCCGUUCAUCCAGCAGCUGCAGGACAUGGGUGCAGAGGUAUCGAAGACUCUCAACAAACAAGUGACCCACGUAGUUUUUAAACAUGGCCGCCUGUCCACAUGGAAGAAAGCCCAGAAAAUGGGUGUGAGGGUUGUGUCUGUCCAGUGGGUGGCAAGAUGCAAAGAAAGUGGCGAACAUAUAGAUGAAGAUCUUUUUCCUGCUCAGAAUGAAGUUUCCAAACUUAAUUUUCUGAAUAAAAGAACACACCGUUGCAUGCAGCCAAGAGAUAUUCCUACAAAAACCCCUGAGAAUGACAGACGGAUGAAAAGAAAACUAGACAAGAUGAUGGAAGGCCUAAUCUCCUCAUCCCCUGUCGUUUCUGACACGUCACCGUUCAUUAUUGAUGAGGAGAAUGGAAUAUUGUACAGUCCCUCUUUAAAGCGCUCUGACAGCAUGGCUCAACGUCUGAGAGAAAUGAGAGCUCAACGUGAACAUCUCUCACCCACUGCCUCACAGAUGCAGGACAGCGGCUCAGGAUCUGAUGUGUCUUUGAGACCUUCUCUGGGUGCCUCACCAACUCUCUCUUUCUUGGAACAGUUAGAGGAUGAGCCUUUGGAAGAGGAUUUGGAUUGUUUCUCAACUUCUCAUUAUCACUCCUCAAAGAACAAAGAUGAAAGAGGGAACCAGAACUGGAAUAAAGAGACAACAGCAAAAAUAGCUAGUAAACAAAGUAACCAGACACCUGAAUCAAACACAUUGGCCAUGUGUACUCUGUCCAGUGUAGAAAGAAAUCCUAAAGUCCUAACACUAUCUACAAAACGAUCAAGAAAAUCCUCUAUGAACAAUACUGGAGGGAAGAAGCAGGCCACUUUAGAGAGUUUUGUUCAUAAAAUAUCUUCUGAAUGCGAACAAAUCUCAGACCUCAAAUCUCAGUCUGAAAAUACUGAAAGAUCCAGAGGGUCAUCUGGGGGUCCUGAAAGACCAGAAAGUUCCUUGCCUGAAAACCUUGUAAAAACAAAUAAAGUCAAAUUGAAACAGCGCUCCAAAGAAGUACAGACCAACUCCAAACGUGCCAACUCCAGGAAGUCAUCUCCAGCAAGCAGUUGUGUCACAGAAAAUGAAAAUAAUUUGCAAAAAAGUGAACCAAGCACUCACAAACCUGUUUCUAAAGUCUCCAAGUCUCUACUAAGUUUUUCUGCAUAUCAUUCAGCAGGCAUGCUUGGUAAUCCUCCUAGUAGAGAUGAUGGUGAGGUGUUUGAUGACUUAUUCUCGCCAGCCAACAACGUCCCCAAACAGAGGGACAUUUUAAUUGGUUUAGAAGCGGUGCACCUGUCCACUUUUGACCUGGUGGAUUCCAACAAGAAGAGAAAGGGGGGCAGAAAGCGGAAACAUGAAAAUAUUGAACUUAAAGACAUAUUAAUUGGCACAUCAGGAUAUAAAAUAGAGGAAACAUCCAUCGUCCCAGAGACGCCCGAAUCAAGGCCUCAACGUUUGUGCGUGGGGAUGCCUGAGGUACCCGAGACACCCAGGGUUGUAGAAAUAAAACAUGAGCCAUUGCAAAAGAAACAAAGACGAAGAACCAGACUUUGCUCUGUUCUCUCUGAAGGGGAAGAUGGUAAAAGCUCAGUUAAGACAAGUCCUGCUGAUGAAAAGAAGGUACCGAUAGCUGCCUCUCUGGCGUCAUCCACCGCAGUUAACGUCAAGUUGCAAAUACAGAAGGAUCUCAAGACAGACCCUAAACAUGUUGUAGGCAAAGAAAAUAGAAGCACAACUGAUGGGCUCAAUGAGAGAACUUCUGAAAUGUGUACCAAAUGGGCAACUGUGAAUAAGGACAAAUACAUGAAGAAAUAUAGAUCCCUGGUAAUGACAAGCAUGCCCACUGAGAAGCAGGAGGUCGUCUUCCAGUUGGUCAGGACUCUGGGUGGCUUUACAGUGGUAGAUGACGUGUGUGAAAGCACCACUCAUGUGGUGUCCGGCAGCCCACGACGGACCCUUAAUGUCCUGUUGGGCAUUGCACGAGGCUGCUGGAUCCUCUCCUUUGAAUGGAUCUUGUGGUGUUUGGAGCACAGGCAGUGGGUUCCUGAGGAACCUUAUGAGCUUUCGGAUCAUUUCCCUGCUGCACCUAUAUGUCGUCUGCAGCAGCAUCUGUCCGCUGGGGAACAUCAGCAGGACCUGUUCCAGGAUCAGCCGCUCAUGUUCGUGUCCCCACACUCCCAGCCCCCCUGCAGCAGCCUGACUGAACUCAUUCAGCUGUGUGGAGGAACCGUGUGCCGCAGUGUGCGACAGGCAGGGAUCUGUAUCGGAGAGUAUAAGGGCAAGAAACCAGAUGGGAGCCGCAGUCUUUCUGAACAGUGGGUUUUAGACUCUGUCACACAUCUCACACUAGUCCCAUAUGAAAAUUAUAUUUUGGAAUAAAGAUCCUAGGAAUGUGACACUCGUUUAUUUGCAAGAAUUGACUGUGACUUUGUUUUUAAUUACUGUCAAAUAUUUGGAUUGUAUUAUGUAUUUGACCAUUUAGAAGUAGUGUCGUUUUUUUGUAAUUGUUUUUAUGAGCUGUCUUUUAUGUUCUUGUGUUUGUUUGUAACAAGUCAUUUAAUAAAACUUGCUGUAUUAACUGUGAAACAUACUUUAAGUAAACUGCAUUAUGCUAUUGGAUUGUAAACAGUGAAGAGCAUGAUAAGGUCAUUUUUAUAGGUUAGAUCUCAACAAAGAGAUUGUGACGUUACCAUGAUUACAGGACUGUUAAUGAGGCAUCACUGACAAUAAA